CAGAAUCAGCACAAACUGUGGUGGCAAAGCUGCCAGACAUAUUUCAUCUGUCUCUCUUCAUCUCUCACUCGCCACAGGGCCAGUGUUUGAGUGGUGGCUCUAUUUGCUCCAAGCAAAUACAAACAAACACAUGAAUGUUUCAGUUUGUUUGUGUCCCAUCCCCACAGACUGAAGAUGGUGGUGAACUGGCUGGGCCUGCUGUCCAUAGGAGUGUUUUACAUCAUCGUACUGGGCACCGGCGUCUGGGCAUCCAGGAAGUCAAAACGUGAGGAGAAGAAAUGCACUGGAAACCUCAGCGAGAUCGCAAUGGUUGGAGGACGGAACCUGAACGUCUGGGUCAGCAUCUUUACAAUGACAGCCACCUGGGUGGGAGGAGGCUAUAUUCUGGGUAACGCUGAAGUGGUCUACAACCCGACGCUGGGCUUGGUGUGGGCCACGGGGCCCAUUGGUUACGGCGUAAGUCUGUUCAUAGGCGGACUCUUCUUCGUCAAACCUCUUCGGUCAAAGAACUACGUCACCCUCAUGGAUCCAUUUCAAGAGAAAUAUGGCAACAGGGUGGCUGCUGUUCUCUUCAUUCCUGCUCUCAUAGGAGACCUCGUGUGGAUAGCCUGUAUUCUUGGCGCUCUGGGAGGAACCUUGAGUGUGGUCAUGGGUAUCUCCUCUUCUCUGGCUGUGUGCAUCUCUGCUAGUGUUGCAGUCCUCUACACAUUAAUGGGAGGACUGUACUCUGUGGCCUACACUGAUGUCAUCCAGCUGAGCUUCAUGGUCUUCGGCUUGUGGUUCUGUGUGCCGUUCAUCCUGACAAGCCCCUCCUCUGCUAACUUCACUGUUGCUGCAGUGACCAAGCUGCACCAGGAGCCGUGGCUCGGCAAGCUGGAGCUGGAGGAUGCAGGUCGCUGGGUAGAUGAAAUACUGCUGCUGGCCAUUGGAGGGGUCUGCUACCAGACUUUCUACCAGAGAGUCUUAUCCACAGCCACUGAUGCCCAAGCUAAGAUCACCUGCUUUGCUGCAGCUGUGAUAUGUCCACUCCUUGCCAUCCCAUCACUGAUAGUUGGGGCAGUAGCAGCAUCUACAGAUUGGAACCAGACCACCUACGGGACUCCCAGCCCGUACGAGCAGGGCAAAGCUGGUAUGAUCCUGCCGAUCGCCCUCCAGCAUCUUUGCCCCGUCUACAUCUCACUGGUCGCCAUAGGAGCACUCGCUGCGUCCGUGAUGUCCUCGGUCGACUCUGCACUUCUGUCUGUUGCUUCCCAAGUGGGACGAAAUAUCUUCAAGAACAUCAUCUACAAACGGGCAUCAGAACAAAACAUCCUUGUGGUGAUUAAGGUGUCAGUCCUCCUGUGUGGAAUAAUGGGAGCAGCCAUUGCCAUGAUAACGACGUCCGUUUACCUGUUCUGGAUCUUCAGCGCAGACGUCGUGUAUUCAAUGAUGACUCCCCAGGUGAUCUGCAUCUUCUUCCUAUCCCGGUGGGUGAACCAGUACGGGGCCUACUCCGGCUUCGUGGUGGCACUGGUGCUGAGAGCUCUGAUCGGGGAGCCCUUGAUCGGCCUUCCUGACGUGAUGCCCCUGCCCUGGGACAAGAUCCAGGAGGACGGUCACCGGUUCCGCUUGUUCCCCUUCCGCACUGCCAUCAUGCUCAUCAGCACCGGGACUAUUUUACUGGUGUCACGCCUGGCUGUGUGGCUGUCUGAGAGGAGGCUGCUGAAAAGAAUAAGAGGUGCUGAUACGGACACAAACACGCGUUACAUGGUACCAGUCCGGACAGAAACAGAAACAGAAACAGAGACUGUAAAAGACGACUUACUCCCCCAAGGAAGCAACGAAGAAGGGGAGAAAUGUUAGGAUUUUCUUCAUGAACACUUCGCACGGUAUGUGGGUAGUC
This is a messenger RNA of Lates calcarifer (barramundi perch), 1882 nucleotides long. Its product is annotated as high affinity choline transporter 1-like. Gene Ontology annotation, cellular component: plasma membrane. NCBI's taxonomy places the organism in Eukaryota, Metazoa, Chordata, Actinopteri, Centropomidae. The record is from RefSeq and is a predicted model, not a curated record. Gene Ontology annotation, biological process: acetylcholine biosynthetic process; transmembrane transport; choline transport. Gene Ontology annotation, molecular function: choline:sodium symporter activity. The transcript has 8 exons. The coding region runs from base 175 to 1842 and encodes 555 amino acids.